Ceutorhynchus assimilis (cabbage seed weevil) is the source of this 336-nucleotide messenger RNA. NCBI's taxonomy places the organism in Eukaryota, Metazoa, Arthropoda, Insecta, Coleoptera, Curculionidae. The record is from the annotation of a GenBank genome assembly.
AUGGAGAAAAUGAAAGCAGCGCUAAGGCCUUUGAUAAGAUUGGAGAGAAGGAACCAUUCAUUGAGCUACCCAGAUUAUACUUUCGUUUUUGACGACGAAACUAAGUAUAUACAAGAUUGUGUAACAGAGAUUACAACUCUCAUGAAUUCUUUCACUGGUUCCAAGGCCAAAAUAAAAUUUGAACGUUUACAAUCAAGAUUGGUGCAUUGCCUUCAUAGAGUGGAUCUUCUGCCCAACGAUCAACUGACCAGUGAACAAGUUAAGCUAAAAGCAAAUCUGCUCAUGGAAAUUCUUAAUGCCUUAGAUACAUUAGUACUAAACAAGAUCCCAAUUUGA